Petromyzon marinus (sea lamprey) is the source of this 1722-nucleotide messenger RNA. Its product is annotated as cyclin-dependent kinase 5 activator 1-like. Gene Ontology annotation, biological process: brain development; axon guidance. Gene Ontology annotation, molecular function: protein kinase binding; cyclin-dependent protein serine/threonine kinase activator activity. The record is from RefSeq and is a predicted model, not a curated record. Gene Ontology annotation, cellular component: cytoplasm; protein kinase 5 complex; growth cone. Lineage: Eukaryota; Metazoa; Chordata; Hyperoartia; Petromyzontiformes; Petromyzontidae.
CGUCACGCCGGGUGAUGCAGACCUGGGUUUGGUGCCGAGCCGGGCGGUAACGCGGAGCAGCAGCAGCAGGAGGAGGAGGGAGAAGAGGGCGAAGAGGCGCUGGAGAAGAUACAAAAAAAACAUCAGGAGGAGGAGGAGGGAGAAGAGGCGCUGGAGGAGAUAAAACAUCAGCAGCAUCAGGAGGAGGAGGGAGAUGCCGUCUCGCUCUCUGCCCACGCGUCCCGCCCGGAGAAAUUUCCAUUGCCGGACGCGGGGAGAGUGAGGUGGGAGGGCGACUCUCCUAGGCGACUCUCCUAGGCGACUCUCCUCGUUGCCUCUGCAUCCUCCCAUGCGUCUCCAUCCUCCCUCCUUCUGCGGGGAGCAGGAGGAGGACGAGGCGAGUCCUUCGCUCUCGCUCCUCCAUCGAUCUCGUCCACCCCCCUCCCCCCCCCCCUCGACAACUCCUCCACCCACGUUCCUCUGAUCUCUGACUCCUCCACCCUGCCAUCUCGUCCACCUUCUCGCCUCCUCCGCCUCGCCCUCUAACCUCCGGCCUCCUCCUCGACUCAUCUCGAGAUCUCUCGGCCGAGUCGAGACCAUGGGCACCUCCCUCUCGCUGUCCCCCUCGGGACCCGGCAAGGGGGUCCACGCGAAGCACGGCGGCGGGGUUCCCAAGGGGAUCCCAGCGGCUCCCCAGCUCGGCAAGAAGCCCAAGGAGAAGUCCCUGAAGCGCCACUCCAUCUUCACGCCGGGCCAAGCCUGGAAGACGCUGGUCGCCGCCUCCACGCGCAAGAAGAACGCCAAGAAGGCGAACCCGGCCGCGAACCCGUGCGGCGUGGGCGUCAACAACAACGAGAACGGAGGAGCGCCGCGCCAUAACAACUCCAUGCGGAUUGCCAACCACCACCAACACCACCACCAACAACAGCAGCAGCAGCAGCCGCACAACCAUCUCGUGCGACUGCCCCUGCCGCCACCGCCCUUGUCGGCAUCAUCCCUGCCCGCCUCGGCGACCGCGCUGCCCUCCUCCAAGAAGGGCAGCGGGCCCGGCGGCUUGCCCUCCGUGGGGUCAUUGCCCAUCUCGGGCACGCCGCGUCGUGUCGUCGUGCAGGCGUCCACGGCGGAGCUGCUGCGGUGCCUGGGCGAGUUCCUCUGCCGCCGCUGCUACCGCCUCAAGCAGCUGUCGCCCGCCGAGCCGAGCCUCUGGCUCCGCGCGGUGGAUCGCGCUCUGCUGCUGCAGGGCUGGCAGGAGCAGUGCUUCAUCACGCCCUCGAACGUCGUCUUCCUCUACCUGCUCUGCCGCGACUCGGUGGCCGACUCGCUGGCCACCGAGUCGGAGCUGCGCUCGACGCUGCUCACCUGCCUCUACCUCUCCUACUCGUACAUGGGCAGCGAGAUCUCCUACCCGCUCAAGCCGUUCCUCGGCGAGGGCAGCGGCGGGAGGCGCGACGACUUCUGGGAGCGGUGCCUCGGGGUCAUCGCCAGGUGCAGCGCGCAGAUGCUGCGCCUCAACUCGGACCCGCACUUCUUCACGCAGCUCUUCGCCGAGUUGAAGGCCGAGGGGAGUCGCUCGGAUGGCCUCGCCGCGCCCUGGACGUUGGUCCUGGAUCGGUAGCUCCGCUCUCGCGCUCUCGCACGCUGUCUCUCUCGCUCUCCUCUCUCGCUGUCUCUCUCGCACGCUGUCUCCUCUCUCUCUGUCGCACGCUGUCUCGUCUCUCUCCUCUCUCUCGCUCUCGCACGCUG